AUGUCCGCGCCCAGCACUCCCACUCCCCCUCCCGCUUACGCUCCCGCUCACACCGCCGCCACUAACUUCCAAGCUCCCCUCAGCAUCCUCCCACAGCAAGACCCGGCCGUCAGCACCAUCCUCUCCGAGCUCGACCGCGCCCUCAACCACCUAGCCCACAGCCCCAGCGCCACCAUCUCCAACAUCUUCCCCCGCCUCCAGAUCACCGCCCAGCCGCCCAAUGCUUCCGCCGCCAUCAAUAUACAGGACUUCCCCGUCUGGCUCCGCGGCAGGAUCCCCAAGCCCCGCCUGCAGGCCACCCUCUUCCCCGUCUUUAACGCUGCCAUCACCGCCAUUAAGGACGCCAAGAAUAAGCCCGGCAUUGCCUCCUGCGCUAGCUCUGUUGCCCCGUCCUGCGCCGGCUCUGUGGCCCUGUCCCUCCCUGGCUCCCUCCCUAGCUCCCUCCCCGGCUCCUGCGCUCCCUCCCGCGCCGCCUCGCUUGAGCCGAGUGCUGCGGCCUCGCCCGACCACCACAUGCUGCCGCCGCCGCUGCCACUUCGCUCCAAGCUGCCAAGGGCAUCCAAGAAGCAGGCCGCCGAAGUCAUGUCCGCCGCCGCCGCCGCCGCCGCCGCCGACACCCCUCCCGCCAAGCGCCGCAAGACCAUCGCCCCUGUCGAGCUUCCGCGCCGCCGCAAGCUCUCCCUCCUCUCUGACGACGGAUCCUCCUUGGCUGUCGCAACCCCUGUCCUAGACAAAGCUGGCCCCAGGCUACAGACACUACCUGUUGGCGGCGAGUCGCCCAGUUUUGGCUUCUUUAGGGAGGAGGAGAACGACGACAAGCAGGAGGAGGACAACACAGCCAAGUGUGUUAAGGCUUGUCGCCGGCUUUUGGCCAUUAGCGGCCGCGACGGCCCCGCCAUUAACGACCCCGUCCUCUGGGGCGCCCUAAGCCUCCUGCGUAAUAGUGCGUAUUGGUUUGUCACCAGGGCUAAGGCAGAUGCAGGCGACAACAACAAAUAA
This is a messenger RNA of Colletotrichum graminicola M1.001, 999 nucleotides long. RefSeq lists its product as uncharacterized. The transcript is spliced from 3 exons. Bases 1 to 999 code for a protein of 332 amino acids. NCBI's taxonomy places the organism in Eukaryota, Fungi, Ascomycota, Sordariomycetes, Glomerellales, Glomerellaceae. The record is from RefSeq and is a predicted model, not a curated record.